Molecule: messenger RNA, 4017 nt
Organism: Megalobrama amblycephala (Wuchang bream)
Lineage: Eukaryota; Metazoa; Chordata; Actinopteri; Cypriniformes; Xenocyprididae
Exons: 14
Coding region: 416-3406 (996 amino acids)
Source: RefSeq, a predicted model, not a curated record
CUGUCUAAUUAUCAAAUGACACCUAGUCUGUCGGGAGUAAGCUGCUGGGCUGAGACAAUAGUAGCCGAUUCUCUGGAUUAGGUGACGGGGGUUGGAGAGGGACGGGAGGGGGAAUCCAAGAGGAAGAGACAGAGAGCAUGCUCAGUCCUGAGGACAGGCUACUGGAGCACACAUGUACCUUCCCUGUGAAGGAUACACAUUCUCAGUCAUAAGCUUCUUCUCUUUUUUUUUACAAACACCCCAUGUGAAGAUAUGAGAAAGGAGAAAUUGGUGAUUUGACAAAACUGCUGUAAAGAUUCACUUUUGGACCUUGAACAGAUUCUGACAAAGGAUGCACUAAGGAAACUCAGCUUUUGGUUUGAACUUUGACGCCAUGUCUCGACUUUACAGCUGCUUUGGGGACAAAAAUUAAGACAUGAAACGUCGGACGUCAUCACAGAUCUCUGGCGUUGGAGGCAGUCCAAGUGAUUGUGAUAUCAUGGCCUCAGGAUCUCCAGACGUCACAGCCACUACUGAACCAUCAGAAGCAGCAGAAGAGUGUUCAGGGAAAAAGAAGUCCAAAUUCCAGACGUUCAAGAAUUUUUUUGUUAAGAAAAAGAGGAAGGAAAGUCCUGCUCCGUCGGGUGAGAGUGGCUUGAAGGCCAGUCAGUCGAGUGAUGAUGUCAACACCUCAGAGCCAACUAUCAGCCACGCUAACAGUGACAAUGACCGGGGAUCCAAGAUCAGCUUGGGAAACAAAGCCAUGUCACAUGAUAGUGUCUUUGUUUCUGAUUCGCCCUCAUCAGAGACUAAUGAGGGUCUGGGGGCAUCCCAAGACAACAUUCAUGGGAAAGUGAAAUCUUUACAGCUGCAGCUGAAGCAUGCGAUUUGUCUGGGCUCGCCACCAUCACUCCUCUGCGGGAGGAAAGGAGAGGACGCGGGGGCUCUUUCUGAAGAUGAUGGUCUUCCCUGCAGUCCAACGGAGUAUUCCAGCCUCCACACUGUGCUGGCCACACCUCUUCACGCGUCGGUGGAUUUGACUCAGAGUUCCUUGAGCAUGGAGGGAUCAGACAGUGAAGAUGAUCAGAUGUCUUAUGAAGCUUCUUCGAGACCCGCCACCCCUCAGGGGUCCGUCCCUGUGGAUUUCAGUCUGCCCGCCAGCUCUGUGUCCUGCUUAGACAGCUCAGCUGCCCGUCACCGCAUCGCCGUCAAAACCAACGCUUGUGCCAAGAGAAAACCUGCCAGCAGGCAAAUGCUGGACAAGAGAAGAGACCUGAGAGAAAGAGUGCUGCUCAGAGAGACAGAGGACAAACUACGAAUGGUUACAAGUAUUGGAGAAGAGGAGCAUGAAGAUUUGCCCGGAGAACAGGUUUAUGAUUCAGACCAUGAGUCCUGUGCUUCCGGACAUGAGGAUGAGGAAGUGACUGACUCCGGCCAGUGUCACAAAACCUCUCCAACAUCCUCCAUCUCAGCUGGAGAUGUUUCUGAAGGAGAUGAACAUGUUACUGGCCAGGAUCACGUCCCCAAGUCUGAGCUCCCAGAGUCCUCUUGGGAAAGUCCAGUAACACUUGAGCUGCAGGCUGAUGACUUUCUGUUGGACACAGGAUGUGAGGUCGUUCCAGAGGAGCAGGGGUCAUUGCUGGAGGAAGUGUUGAGCUCCCUAAAGAGCCCUCUUGCGUCAGGACUAGCACUGGAGCAUGAGAAUAUGGUUCUUCAGAGUGAGGUGAAAGACCUAAACAGUGAGAGCGUGGUUGAUCAGCUCGAGGAGGAAGACAACAAUGAUCUUCUCGAUCUCUCGAACCCUAUAGUUACCACAGAGGAACAGGCUCCUCUGCCUGACUCGCUUUCAGAAUCAUCUGUUGAUUCAGAAGAGAUCUCAGAGGAGACCACAGAAGAAGAGGAGCUGCUAGAGCUGCCAGAAUUUGCUGGUGAAGAGACUACUGAUGGAAGUCGCCAAGUGCCUGAUGCUGAUGUUGAGAAACAAGUAGACAAGGCUGAGAGUGCCAAAGAUGACAAAGAGCUGUUUGAAUUGCCAAAAGCUUUUACAGUAAAUGUGAAAGAAAGAGAUGAAGAUGUUAUUGAAGAAGUAGCUGAAAUAGAGAGAGAAACCAAAGAUGGUGGAGAUGAUGUUGAGAAAGAUGAUGAAUUGACGGUGUUAGAAGCUGAGAAAACUGAGAACUCUACAAAUGUUGAACUUCAAGAGGCUGGAGGUCACGCAGGUUCUCUAGAGCCUGAGAAUGAGGCUUCAGGUGACGAAAGAGAAUCAGUGGAAAUCAAUGUUGAGAGCAUUCCUGAAUCUGAUCAGACAGUCAGAGAUGAUGUCUGGAGCUCAACAGAGACUGCAGAUGCCUCUGAACCCCCACCAGAGACGCCUGUUGAGGUCCUUCUUUCUCCUGGGCUCGAGAGUCCAGUUCUCCAUUGUCAAUUCUUCAAUGCAUCAAUGUCUCCUCUAGAGCAGGAAGAGGAAGCUGAGCCCACUGAGCCAGAUGUGUCUAGUGAGCCUCAGGAAGUGUCUUCAGAAAAACUUGAGGUUGUUUCUGAGCAACAAGAUCAGCCAGUUGUUGAGUCACCAACAAGAGAAUCCACGAGCAAUGCUGAGGUUCGACCUCGUUUCACCAUCGCCCCUGCGUGGCAAAGGUCAUUGGCCUCUGGAGGCACCCAAGAGCAGUCCCAGACCAUCUCGCUGCUGCUACCAGAGGCUGUAGAAACUAAUGCUUCAUCUCCCCAAACAACUGAACUCUUUACUCCCGUAAAAGAAGAACGACCCAAACCAGCUCAAGUUCAGAGUUCCCCAACACUUCCCAUGCAGAAAGAGACAAUCCAUGUUCAAGAAGAGAUGACCCCGGAGAACCCGUUUGGCGUGCGCUUGAGAAAGACUCCUGUUCUGCACCGUUAUGGUUUAGAUGGAGAAUCACCUUGGACCCAGACGCAAACAGAGUCUUCAGGGGCGCAGGAGACACCAGAUCGUGACCAGAAUGACAGGAAGCCCGUCUUGCCAAAGAAGCCUGAUCUGCUAGUUGACACUGUGAUGUCUUCCAGGAAAAUCCCAGAUACUGUGGGAAGAACAUCUGUCGGUAGCUCAGAGUCUCCGAGCUGGAUCUCUGUGGCCAGACAGAAGCAGAAGAACUUCAUAGAACAGUCACCAGAGAGCUCACCAGAGAAACUGCCCUCACAGGGGGAUGUGAAAAGAGAGGAUCCGCUGCCCAGUUUAUCAAAUCCAGUCACCAAAGAGCAGCUAGCACAGCCAUGUUCACCUUUACAAGUGUUCUGCUCCCUUGAGCUCUCCAACACGUCCAUGCUAGAGAAGGAAAGUAAGAAGAGCACGAACCCCUCCGCUGCACCUCUGGCCCAGGAUGAGCCUCCCUGGCUGGCUCUCGCCAAGAAGAAGGCCAAAGCCUGGAGUGAAAUGCCACAGAUUGUUCAGUGAAAGGCCCAGCUGGCACAUGGAACUCAUAAGGAAACCCUUCGUAAGAACAGGAUGUCACUUCUCUGACUUUCUCAUCUAUGUGUACAUACACAUGUGAACAGUAAUAGGAAACAUAUACAGCAUAAGUUUGAUUAAUCAGCCCAGUGUCAUUUAUGUUUUUUGACAUCAUGAAGGAUAUGGAUGCACAGUAGACUGGGGCUUAUGGGUAAUACAUUGUAUUUGUAUUAUGAUUUGGUUUGCAACAAAACGCAUCCACAUAUCAUAAACAGACUGUUGCAUCACAGGUCUGAGUUAGCUAAUCAGAUGGAGUGCUUCAAACUAAGGAAAUGAGUUUUGCAUCCCCAAAAAAAAGUUUUUAUUUAGGACUUUGUGAAUACCUUCACCGCUCUUUACUAAGUAACUUUGCUAUGUUAUGCUGUACCCUUUAAAGUUAGUAUCACAGUUAUCAUGAAUGGAGCUGAAGGCGUCUUUGUAUUUAUUUAUCUCACUCUUGUAUGUUUUAUGUAUUUUUGUAUUUACGUGCACAGUUUUGUGACUUGUACAUAAAAUGUGAACUACAAAAAUAUCCAGAAAAAUAAUAAAAUGGAGUCAUGUUUAUUUGAUUAAUCCAA